This is a messenger RNA of Monascus purpureus, 2267 nucleotides long. The record is from the annotation of a GenBank genome assembly. NCBI's taxonomy places the organism in Eukaryota, Fungi, Ascomycota, Eurotiomycetes, Eurotiales, Aspergillaceae.
GCCGCAUCCAGGCAUCCGGUUCAUUGCAGACUCGUGGAUUGUGCCUGAACCCGUCACGCCUCCUGGAAAUCCUCCAUUUCACUCCUAUCCCAUCCUCUUGCAUCGUCUGUUUGCGUGCUUGCAGUGAUUUACGUGUUAUAUGUGUUAAAAACAUCGUAUAAGGACUCGUUAGGCACAGUGGGGAAGAUUCUUGUUGGCAAUAACCUCACUUCGUUUUCUUCUUCGCCCCUUUCGCUGCAGUCUUUGUCUAGUUAAGCCUUUAUCAAGGAUCCGCGUGUACUUCUCACUCCUCGAUUCCUGCGAUUCUUAGGGGUCAAUACAUAUCGUUCUCUUUUUCUUCGUCGCGUUUUCGCCAUGACGACCGCCGUCGCUGUCGGCACCCCCCUAGCGGAUGCUCUAAGCAAUGUUAUCCAACCGAAACUUGUGGAAAUGGGCUGGAGCUCGGAAGGAGGCGACGAUUCUGCUUUAACGGAAUACGUGAUUCUGAUGCUGGUCAACGGCAAGACCCAGGAGCAGAUCGCCGGGGAACUUUCGAAUGAUCUUCUCGGUUUGGGAGAAGGGGACACGCAGGCUCUUGAUUUUUCUAGGUGGUUGUUUGAACAGGUCGAGUUGCUAAAUAAGCAAAUAAAUGGUGGUGGUGAUGCCGGCCCAAGCGUGGAUGGAAACGUGUCUGGACAGCCUGGCUCAACGCAGGCAAUCCCUUCGCUUACGGAUCAGGGAGCUGCUGAUUCUCAGCCGGUUGCGAUUAACGGCACUGCUCAAGAUGAUAACGGACAUCCGGAGACCGAAUCUAUACCCACUGGACCUAAAGCGAUGCGCAAUGGACGGCAAGGUGGUAGAGGGAGAAUGCUUAAUCAGAUCAACAGAGCGUUGGAUAGGGGACCUGAUACGCCUCUACACCGAAUUCGGGGACAACCGGGCGCUGGACGAGUGAAUACUCACGGCCGAGAUUCCAGAGGGGCUAGGUCUUAUCAGAAUGGCGGUCGGAUGGGUGGUGGCAGAGCAGGGGGUAUGGGCAUGCCGAUACAGUCUGGCACAGCUGCCGGCAAUAUGAUGCAAAUGAGUCAGCAGGAUCAGAUGCAUCUCAUGGCCCUUCUAGAGGAGCAGGCAAGGAUGAUGGCGCAGUUUAUGCCUGGCAUUGUUCCUCCAGCGAUUAAUCCGGCUUUUCAGCAACAGAACUCCCACCAGCAUGGCCGGUCGUUGUUCGAACGCGUGGAGCGGCACGGACCGAAACCGCAUGGUUCUUUCGCCCAGCGUGCCGCGCAGCAUGGACUAUCUGUUCAGCAGCCACAUGAAGGAGGAGCUGCCGAUGCGGGCGCGGAUGCGAAGCCUGAAUCAGCCCCUGAACAAGGCGAGCAACAGGAUGAAAGCAACACUGAUGUCGCCUGCCGCUGGAAUUUAAGAUGCACCAGACCGGAAUGUCCAUUCGCACACCAGUCACCUGCUGCCCCCGAGGGCACUCCUAUCGACAUUACUGACAAUUGCCCAUUCGGAGCAGCAUGCAAAAACAAAAAGUGUACCGCCCGUCAUCCGUCGCCUGCGGUUAAGUCAGCUCACCAGGCCGAGGAACUGUGCAAGUUCUUCCCUCACUGCGCAAAUCCUCAUUGCCACUUCAAACACCCGAGUAUGCCACUCUGCCGUAAUGGAGCGGAUUGCUCUGUUCCUGGCUGCAAAUUUACACACACUCAGAUACCCUGCAAAUUCCACCCUUGUCUCAACCGGAACUGUCCAUACAAGCAUGUCGAGGGCCAGAAAGGUGCCUUCUCUGAUAAAGUAUGGACGGCAGAUUCUGCACAAAAGAACAAACCCCAUGUGAGUGAACGGAAGUUCGUCGCAGACGACGAUGGCCCCGAAGAGUUGAUCAAGCCUGGCGCCACUUCCACCGAAGGUACUCAGAGCCAGGAGCUCGUGACGUGAGGGAUGCUCGAUGAAUCUCUCUCAUUUUUUGCUUGCUUGCACUUCGCCAAUUUAAUAACGAUCAAGAUAGUGACGUAUUGGGAGGGGGGGAAAUAUUACAGAUUCCCGUUGAUUUUUGUCUUCUCUUUCUUUUCCAUGUACGGUUUAUUAUCUGGGCUGGUAGGAAAAAGGCGUUCAUAGCGAUUGCUUGGUUUUCUUAUUUCAUAACUCCGACCCUGUAAAUAGAGCCCAAGGGUAAGGCCCAUUGUGCCAACUGAUUUUGAACCAUCUACAAGAUCAAUUUUUAUACCCAGGUAGUUUGUUCCUGUAGGACUGCUGUAAUAGAAAUACGCCGUAAUCUUACGGCCUCG